Messenger RNA from Symbiodinium sp. CCMP2456, 600 nucleotides. The record is from the annotation of a GenBank genome assembly. Lineage: Eukaryota; Dinophyceae; Suessiales; Symbiodiniaceae.
GUCAUGAACGUCCUCAGCCGCCACGCCAAAGCCCCCGUCAGCGAGUUCGGGGCCCCCUCGGGCGCGCGCAACUUCCAGGAGAUGGCUCUGGGAUUCACCACGGACAUUGCGAAGAACAACCUGGGCGAGUCCUUCUACAGGCCGUGGGUUCCCUUUGUGACGACCAUCUUCCUCUUCAUCUUUGUUAGCAACUGGACAGGUGGGGAGGUUCCUUGCUCGGCCAAAAAGCGGCUCCGGAUGGGGCAGAUUUGGCUGUGCUUGGUCCUGGAGGCUGUCGAGAGGACGGCGGUGCAACGGCCUGGGUUCAAGCCUGACUACCUGGUCGCACAUCUGGGUACGGAUGAUCGUGCUCCCGUCUUCAUGGCACCUCUGAGCCGGGGUGCUGGGGUUUUGCUGAUUCGCGAACUUCUGCAGCGCUGCUAUGCGGCCGUCGACCCUUCUGAGCGACCGGACUUGUCUUUCAUUGGCGUGCACAGCGCCAAAGUGACCUUGUUGUCCAUCGCCAAGCACUUGCUUCUGGACGAGUCUCUCCGCAGGGAACAGGGCCACCACAGGCCGAUGCCGGGGCAGGCGAUGAGCCGUCUGUACGGCCGUGACGAC